Molecule: messenger RNA, 2346 nt
Organism: Cyprinodon variegatus (sheepshead minnow)
Lineage: Eukaryota; Metazoa; Chordata; Actinopteri; Cyprinodontiformes; Cyprinodontidae
Gene: dao
Product: D-amino-acid oxidase
Exons: 11
Coding region: 1036-2073 (345 amino acids)
Molecular function (GO): FAD binding; D-amino-acid oxidase activity
Source: RefSeq, a predicted model, not a curated record
AAAAACACACCAAAAAGAAAACAAAGUCUUGAUUCUACUAACCCUCUUACUAUGGGAUAGAGGUUUAAGGUGGAAUCUAAAACCAGAAAGAAACUACAACUCUGCUUUGACAAUCAUAAUUAUGAACAACUUGGCAACAUGGCAACAACUCACAUCUUAAUGAAAUGUGUAAACUACAAAUAAUAUCUGCUCUGAGUUCUUCAAAAUUGUGCAAUGUCACUCCAAUCUGUAAAGCAGUGGUGUCCAAAUUCAGUCCCUAGGAGCUGGUAUCUUGCAUGUUUUAGUUAUUUUCCCUGGGGGUACAUACACAUUUUUCAGCGUAUCAAAGUUCUACACAUGCCUUUGACCCAGGUGUUAUUAGAGAGAUAACUGAAACAUCCAGGAUGCCUGUUCCUAAAGAUGAACUUUGAACCUUGUGAGAAACAUAGUGUGGACAAUUGUAUUUCCAGAAAGAAAAACAGUAAAAGCAGAUUACAAAGCUAAACUGAGCCACUAGGAACAAGUAACAACUAGCCUCUUGUGGAGUAGAAAGUACAAUAUGACUUUGAAACAUAGUGGAGAGAAAGGUAUAAAUGUAAAAAUCAUUUUCUUUCUCUGAACUUGUUUUCCAGUAGGAAAAUCUAAGCUAAUGCUACAAUAUUAUUAUUAUUAUUUUUUUUUUUUUUCCAUUUAAACUACUUUCAGUAUCGUUUUGUUUUGUUUUGAAUGUGCGAACUUUCUUAGCUCAAAGAUAAUAAUUUAACUGUUCUAUAAAGUAUAUUAAUUGUUGUUAGUGCCUUUCUACAUAUUGUAUUUUUGUGUAUCAUACGCCAUCUCUGGUCUAACGACGGGACCUGAACGCAGCACUUCACACUUGAACGGCUCCCAGCUCCACCCACCACAAUGUGACAGAUGGAGCCUUGAACGCAGCACACCACACUUGAAAAGCUCCAAGCUCCGCCCACCUCAAUGUGACAGAUGGAGGCGUAGAAAUGGUGUUCAGUCAAUGAUUAGAAGUUAACACUGAGCAGUAGUAACUCGAGCUUAAGAGCAAAGAUGCGGGUGGCAGUGGUUGGAGCUGGAGUCAUUGGUCUGUCAACAGCUCAGAGCAUCUAUGAACAGUACCACUCCACUGUUAGCCCACUGAUCAUUGAAGUCUAUGCAGACUGCUUUACCCCUCUGACCACCAGUGAUGGAGCUGCUGGCUUCUGGCAGCCUUACCUCUAUGAUAAGGGCAACGUCCAGGAGACAAAAUGGAAUAAGGAAACGUUUGACUAUCUGCUAAAUUGGCUCAGCUCACCUGAGGCUGUAAAAAUGGGUAUAUUCCUCCAAUCAGGCUACAACCUCUGCACUGAACCUCUUCCAGAACCCUCGUUUAAGGACAUCGUCCUGGGCUUUAGACAGCUCACAGAGCGAGAGCUGCGAAUGUUUCCUGGAUACAAGUAUGGCUGGUUCAACACAGCUCUCAUGGUGGAAGGUAAAACGUACUUACCAUGGCUGACCAACUGGUUAAAAGAAAGGGGUGUUCAAUUCUAUCACAGAAAAAUAAAGUCCUUUGAAGAGCUUUCUGAUCUUGGGGCGGAUGUUAUAGUAAACUGCACAGGGGUGAGAUCUGGGGAGCUGCAGCCAGACCCAGACCUUAGACCAGGACGUGGCCAGAUAGUUAAGGUGGAUGCCCCAUGGCUGAAGCACUGGAUCAUCACCCACAGUACUAAAACUGGAGUGUACAAUUCACCAUAUAUCAUCCCAGGGAGCCGUCUUGUGACUGUAGGAGGAGUUUUCCAGCUGGGAAACUGGAGUGAGCAGAACAACUCCACCGACCAUAAGAACAUCUGGGAAAAUGCAUGUCAGCUUGAGCCGAGUCUCAAGCAUGCCAGGAUUGUAGAGGCCUGGGCCGGCCUCAGACCUGUUCGCAGCAAAGUUCGACUGGAACGUGAGACUAUUCAGUCUGGUGCUUCCCCAAUCGAGGUGAUACACAACUACGGCCAUGGUGGUUUUGGGCUUACCAUUCACAGAGGCUGUGCUGAAGAGGCAGCAAGGCUGUUUGGCCAGAUCGUGGAACAGAAGGGCAAACGUCCAAAAGCUCGGCUGUAGUGUUGAGCUCAGCAGCAGCAGCAGCAAUCACAAUUUUUUACACCAGCACUCCUGGUGCUUUCAACAAACCUAACAUGUCUUUUUUCUUUGUCUGAGCACUACUGACACCAAUGUAACCCAAGAUGCCUUAGAUUAAUAUUAAGUUUGAAUGAUUUACCUGAGCAAUGAAAAUAUGUCAAUGAUUUAUGUCUAUGUAAAUUUAGUUUGUAGUAAAUGCAUUGUUUCUAACUGAUGAUGUAGCUUUAUUCAUUUUUAUAAAUAAUAAAAAAACAU